UUCUAUCAACCAUGCAUUUUAAAUGUGAAAGCUCCAUCGGCCUGAAUCCAAAGCGUGAAAAUGAAGUUAGAAUGUGAAUUUACAAAGCAAAAAUGGCCAAGAGCGGCAAGUUGAAUGACAAGUUGAUAGGUAAUUAUUAACCCUGCAUCCAAAAGCCCCUAAUGCAUUUAUUAAAUCACCUGUAAAUAUUACAUUUAGACAACAUCAAGUCGAUUCUCUUUGAUCAAACAAUUAUGACAAUAAUUAUAGUUGCCUUUAAAUCACCUUCCACCUUACAAAACGUUUUAUCAAAGCAGCGAAACAAAAUUUCUUAUUGAACUCUCGAUCCUAUCAAAAACGCUAUCACGUAUCUACAAUCAGAUUAAUUACUCUCUAAUUGUAAAGCUUGUUACAUGCUCUUGUACAACUAAACAUAUCCGUUGAGACGCAAAUCUUUCAUUUCAAUCUUUACCUGACAUUGUUGAUACAAAUAUGUAUACAAUGAAUUUAUUACAAUGAUAUUGAUUUGAAUAAUUGUUUACAUAAAUUAAGGAAAGUGUCAAUAAUUUAUUCACGAUAUUGCAAUCUAAAAAUGUCCUUUACGUUAUUUCAAAAUGCGGUUUGUACUGUUAAAGAUGGGAUCAUCGAGGACAACAAUGAACCAAUUUUUGAAAAAAACAGUAUUGUCAACAUUUAGCUGGUUAUUAUUUAAUAAAUCGAGGAUAAUUCACUUCCCUCGAUAACUAAUCUAACACUAAUGUUGAACUUCCAAGCAAAUAAUCAUGAAUCUUUAUCUUGAGGCGGGUUUAUCUCCAACUGUCCUUGUCUUUGCGUCUUAAAUUUUGAGGGUCACUUUACUUUUCUCAUUUUGCACACUAAAUACCUUUUCUUACCCGUCUAUAAAUAGUCAGUGAAUUGACUUUGGCUAAUUCAUUCUACCACCAAAGACAGUUUCAGUAACUUGUGCUAACUACCAUUUCUCAGUCCAAAAUCAACUCACAACUCAACAGCAAAAUGAACAAGACUAUCCUUUCAAUCCUCAUCAUCUGUGCCUUGGUUGGAACCAUUGUAGCUCUCGGCCAUGGUUAUGGAUAUGGACGACCAAAUGGAUAUUAUGGACACAGAAGCUAUGGAUAUCCAUCAUACGGCUACUAUGGAUACAGACCUCACUAUGGUCGAUAUGGUGGUUAUGGAGGUCAUGGAGGCUACGGAGGCUAUGGUGGUGGUUACGGCCAUGGUUAUCCUUACAGACAUGGUUAUGGAUAUUGAUUGCCAUGUUAAAUCGUUUUCAUCUUCUUCCAGGCUUUUCUAAAUCUCACCUGUAACUCCUGAACGUGCAUCAAAACAUCAGUUUCACUUGAAUCAACAGAUUUUUUAAGACUAAAUUAUAAAAGACUCAAGACUCCAAUAUUAGAAUAUAUUUUUUUACUAGAAAAUUUCUGUUCCUUAAAGUGCCUUCAGGCAAACCUUUGCUCAAACACAUGAUGCUGUGAUUUUCAUUAAUCAAAAAGUCCCAUUGAAUUGUACGCCAGCAUAAAAAAGCUUUAUUUUUGAAGAUUAUUUAAAUAAAAGAAAAAUUG
Tetranychus urticae (two-spotted spider mite) is the source of this 1559-nucleotide messenger RNA. RefSeq lists its product as uncharacterized. NCBI's taxonomy places the organism in Eukaryota, Metazoa, Arthropoda, Arachnida, Trombidiformes, Tetranychidae. The record is from RefSeq and is a predicted model, not a curated record.